CCGUUGGAGUGUGUACCUUCCAAAUUUCAAAAACCCUAUAUAAAACCCCCGUAUAAAUCCUUGCCACCAGAAAAUCGGCGUCUACGACGGGACAGCUCCGCCGGCCGACCAAAUCGGUGUCCAAUUAUUUACGGUUAAAUGGACAAAAGUUGUUAAUUCCUUUGUUGAAACGUAGUUCCGAUUAUUUCUUCCAGCAAAAGAGGGCUUUCGAACUGUUAAGUGGCGAUGGGAAAAAGGAAGGAUAAGAACGCCGGUGCCGAUAAUGAGCACUCCCCGUCUACCGUAUUUGUUGCAAAUUUGCCAUUCUCCUUCACCAACUCUCAGAUGGAAGAAGUUUUCAGUGAGGUUGGACCAAUAAGAAGGUGCUUUAUGGUCAUGAAGAAGGGGUCUACUGAACACCGUGGCUUUGGCUAUGUUCAAUUUGCUGCUGUUGACGAUGCUAAACGUGCCAUUGAGCUGAAGAAUGGGUCGACUGUUGGAGGUAGAAAGGUUGUUGUCAAACAAGCCACACACCGUGCUCCACUUGAGCAACGUCGAGGAAAAGUAAAUGAAGUUCAAUCUGAAGAUGCUGGCCAUACAGAGAAUGACAAGGCUGUUGGAACUGCAGUGGACAAAAUUGACAAGUCUUCAAAUAUUAAAGCAAAAGGUGAGUCAAGGGAUAAAAGAAAAGGAACGGCUGUUUCCACUGGUCUUCUUGAUGAAGGGAAGAAUAUCGAAAAACAAAGGGUUGCUAAGACAGUUGUAUUUGGUGGCCUUCUUAAUGCUGAUAUGGCCGAGGAAGUUCAUCGUCUGGCUAGGGAGUUUGGUACAGUGUGCUCUGUCACUUACCCUCUUCAAGAGGAAGAACUUGAUCAUCAUGGGCUAGCUCAAGAUGGAUGCAAAAAGAAUGCGUCAUCUGUACUUUAUACAAGUGUAAAAUCAGCUCGUGAGUGUGUUGCAGCACUACACCAAAAAGAGAUACAGGGGGGAUCUGUUUGGGCACGCCAACUUGGUGGAGAGGGCUCUAAAACUCAGAAGUGGAAACUUAUUGUGAGAAAUCUUCCGUUCAAGGCUAAAAUGGCCGAGAUAAGAGAUAUGUUUGCUGCUGUAGGAUUCGUGUGGGAUGUGUUUAUUCCUCAAAAUCCUCAAACUGGGUUAUCUAAAGGGUUUGCAUUUGUUAAGUUCACAUCAAAGCAAGAUGCAGAAAAUGCUAUCAAGAACUUAAAUGGGAAAAAGUUUGGUAAAAGACCAAUUGCUGUUGAUUGGGCUGUUCCAAAGAAGAUUUAUACAGUUGGAAAUAAUAAUGUUGCUGCCGUAGGAGAUGGUCAGGAGAGAGAUGAUGAAAGUAGCAGCGAAUCGGAAGAUUAUGAUGUGGAAUCAGUUGGAAAAUCAAAAGAAGCACAUGAUAGUGAUGAUAUGACAGAUGAAUCAGAAUCAGAUCCGGUUAAUGAAAAUGAGAGUAAGCCUGAAGUUGAUUUUGAGGAAGAGGCUGAGAUUGCAAGAAAUGUACUGAAGAACUUCAUUUCAUCAUCUUCUGGAAAUGUUUCUGGAAGUGACGUACUGCCAAUGGAAAACAUUGAUGAUGAAGCUAUGCCAGUUGAAAAAAAGUCAUAUGAUGCAUUCGGCACCCAUGGUGCAGCCACAGUGAGUGAUACCGGAGGAAACCAGAAAACUAUCAAGUCAAAUCAAGGAGAAGAUGAGUUGCAGAGAACUAUUUUCAUUAGCAAUCUCCCUUUUGAUGUCACUUGUGAAGAAGUGAAACAACGUUUUUCUGCAUUUGGAGAAGUGCAGUCCUUUGUACCGGUGCUUCAUCAAGUCACAAAACGUCCACGUGGAACUGGAUUUCUCAAGUUUACAACACUGGAUGCUGCCAAUGCUGCAUUUUCAGCGGCCAACUCUGUUGCUGGUCUGGGUAUAUUAAUAAAAGGCCGAGCUGUGAAAGUGCUGAAAGCUUUGGACAAGAAAUCAGCUCACAAUAAAGCAUUGGAGAAGGCCAAAAAAGAUGAUCAGGACCAUCGCAACCUAUACCUUGCGAAGGAGGGUCUUAUCACAGAAGGGAUGCCUGCUGCAGAAGGAGUUUCCGCCAGUGAUAUGUCAAAACGAAAGAAGUUGCAUGAAGAGAAGAUGGCUAAGCUCCGUUCCCCAAACUUUCGUAUAUCAAGGACAAGGCUCAUUGUAUACAAUGUACCAAAGACAAUGAAAGAAAACGAUCUUAGACGACUUUUUAUGGAUGCAGUUAUUUCCCGUGCCACAAAGCAGAAACCCUCAAUUCGGCAGAUAAAGAUCUUAACAGAUUCAAAAAAAGGAAAGGAAGGCCAAAAAAGUCGUCCACGUGGAGUAGCUUUUUUAGAGUUCACAGAGCAUCAACAUGCACUUGUGGCCUUGAGAGUUCUCAACAAUAAUCCUGAUACUUUUGAUCCUGAACAUCGGCCUAUUGUGGAGUUUGCCAUAGAUAAUGUCCAGAAGCUGAAGCUUCGGCAAGAAAAGCUGCAAGUUCAGCAGCAGGCUUCUAACAGUGGCACAGAGGAUUUGCAGCAAAAUGACCAUUUAAGCAAAGCCGGUUCUAAUGCAAUCAUGAAAUCAAGAAAGCGCAAGUCCAGAGAUGAUGAUGCAUCAACAAAAACUUCGGGGUAUGAAAAGAUGGAAACGGAGAACAAACUUAGUGAAGGAACUGCUCCCAAAGGAGGCAGGUUUACCAAGAAGCAGAAAGGUUUUGAAAGAGGGGGUUUUUCAUCAGAGAAAAAGUUAAAAAGAUCAAAGCCAGACGUUACAGGUCAGCAGAAAGGAAGGCAGGCUGGUGGUCACGAGACUCUGCCUAAUGGAGGUUCAGCCAAUAUUUUUAAUAAGCAAGAAAGCAAAGAAGCAAGAAAAAGAACGAUAUUACAUGAUCGAUCUGAACAAUUGAAAGAAGGCAAUGGUCCAAGGAACAGAAAAUGGAGUAAAAAGAAUGAUCCUGUGGGGCGUGAUGUGGUGGAUAGACUUGACAUGUUGAUUGAACAAUACAGAUCCAAAUUUUCAGGGAGCGACUCUAUUCAAACUGAUGACAAGAAGCAAGGCUCCAAGCAGCUUAAAAGAUGGUUUGAAACAUAAUUUUCUGACAAGGAAAUAUGAAAAGAAAUCCAACUCCUCAGUGAAAUAGAUUUGGUGCAUAUAGGCAGAACAUAAGGAAUGUUGAACACAAGAAACAUUCGAUCUUCAGAGCUGCAAAUGUGUUUGUAUUUGGUGUAGAUGGGAUCGAAAAUAUGAGGGGUUGCUACACUUGGUUUCAGUAACUCCAUUUUUGGCUGAAGGUAAACUUAUUUCCUUCUUCCCUCCAUUUUCGUGCCCAAAAGAUGGGGAAUGCAAAUGCUCAAAACUCUUAAAAAAUUUUGUACAAGCAGCACUGGGAACUCAAGUUUGCCACACCCUCAAAUUUUCCUCCCAACCAUCAAGGGGAAAUCAUUUUACCUCUCAUUAGCUUUGGAAUUUUCUUCUCCACUCAUUUUCCCUUGUAGUAAAAGCAAUCUGUAUUCUUGAUGGGGUGUCUUGAAGAAGAUUUGGGUUGCUUUUUUGCAGUGUCAUGAUGGAUCAUUGUCUGGCAUAUGCAAUUGACACAAAGCUAGUGUCAAUGUCUAUAUAUUAAAGGAGAAGCUGUAUUGUAAUAUCUAAGCCUAUCUGGUCUCCCUUUUUGGUAGGGCAGCAACUUAUCCGAGUGAUAUAGAAGGUGGUGGGCUGCCUGAAUAAUGCGUAGUGGAGAAAUAAAUUAUCACCGCCCGGAAUAUUAAGGUCUAAGGCAGUGCACAUGAUGUGUUUCGCGUGCGUUGUCUUUUGUUCCCCAAGUAUUUAGCCUUUUGUGGUGUGUUUGUUUUUAUAAGACCGUGUUUGGUUUGGUGCGUUAGGUUGGAUAUUCUAAUUUAUCCUAGUGCAAGGUGUACUUUGUUAGGUUGAGGUGAUCGGUUCUAAAUCCCACUGAGAGUUUCUUUCCGAGCGUAAGAAACAAGUGUGGCGUUAUAUUUACUAGAGUGGUGUUUAUGAAGAGGUACGUGGGGGAAUAUUGCACUUUCUGUCCCCACAUGAUAUAGGAUGUUGUGUUUGUGGUUCUAUGGUUUUUACGUUUGGCUCAUUUA
This is a messenger RNA of Sesamum indicum (sesame), 4085 nucleotides long. Its product is annotated as RNA-binding (RRM/RBD/RNP motifs) family protein. Gene Ontology annotation, molecular function: mRNA binding. The record is from RefSeq and is a predicted model, not a curated record. Lineage: Eukaryota; Viridiplantae; Streptophyta; Magnoliopsida; Lamiales; Pedaliaceae.